CAUUCAUCUAUUGUUAUCAAACUCAAACUGAAAUUCCAUAUCACUCUGAUUAUAAGGACCAAGGAACCCAAUUGCCUGGUCUGUAAUCUGUGUGCUCAUGACUAAGAAAACCCCAUUGGUCAAUAGAUUAAGGUUCUUCUGAAACAUACUGAAUAUUGAAAGCUGGGACUUAAAUCUGCCAGACCAUGUUAACUAUCAACUUCUUCGGUUUUACAUCCAAGAAAAAAGUUCAUCAACAUCAGCAACCACAGGGUGGAACUUGACUUUCAGUUGAAAAUGGAAUUCAUUCCUGAAGAAAGAAAACACUUCCGUGCGGAAUCCUCCACUCUAAUCCUGCCAGCGUUGUCGAUUGGAAAUGUGGGACAGCUAGCGGUGGAUCUUUUAGUUGCGUCGACAAAGGCAGAGAGAGUCGGGUAUUUGGACACUCCCUUUAUCCUUCCAUGUGUUGGCAACGAUGCAUAUGGGCCUGUUCCUCAAGGAGAGCUUGCUCUCCCUCUUGAAGCUUAUGACUCCUCUUCUAAUGCAAUGUCUUUAAUCCAACAAAGAUCACCUGUUGUUAAGGGGAUGAUGAUUGAAUUUGCUAAGAACUUGGCUGAUUAUGUUGCUGCCAGCGGAAAGAAGCAUGUCAUUGUGCUUUCAAGCUUAGACUUUGGGAGGUGGCAGAGAAUUGAUAUGUCAAGUGGUUCACAGAUGCAUUAUCUGUCUAGCACCAAUGCUGAUGGAACAGAUGAUUACUGUGCACAACUUGGGUGGAAAAGACUUCAGGAUUAUAACCCAAAUCAGAGGUCUUGGAAGUAUCUUAGCACAUUAGCUGAAGGCAAUGCCAUGCCAGAGGACAGCUUGCCCUUUGAAGGUGAAUUUGAAGAAGAAGAAUAUUAUUAUCCAAGCUUGCCUUUCGCGGCACUGUUUUCUUGCUUCAAGGCUAAGGGAUUGAAGGUCACCUGCUUACUAUGCUACUGCUCUGAAGGAGAUAACACACCUGAUGCUUUCCAUUUGGCCGAGGCAGCAUGCAAACUUCAGGGCAACAGUAAUGAUAAAUGGCUUAUUCCAAUUUCUUGGAAGACUGUGUAUGGACCUCCAGUAGAUAUGUCUUUAUUUUAGGCGGAAAAUAGGAUUCCUUUGAUCUGACAAUCGGAGGCAAGAGACCUGCAAGGAUUAUUUGUACCUCCUUUUCACCGAGGCUGCUAACAAAUGGUUAUUCCAACAAAUUAUGAAUGGCUCGAUUUUUGAUCUACCAGACCCUCUGGAAAUCGCUUGUCAAACAAGAUAUACUGUCACGUUUUAAUUAGUAGACAUCAGCUUUGGUUUUUUCUUCCUCUCUUAUGUUUUGUGUGGGUUUUGAUGCCUUUGCGAGAAAAUUUAACACAGGUCAGUUGUACCAAGUGUGAUACGCCCUGCAGUCGGAAAAAAAAAGGCAAUUUGCCUGACCAAUCAAUGUCAUACAAGGAGUGUUUCGGGUAUUUCCAUUUGGAAAAAGUAUGGAUGUUUUGAAAGAGAAAACGUAAGUAAGGAACUUGACUGGUUAUUGUGGUACUGUGUUGCCACCAAACACGCUUCUACUGCAAUUUGUAACAAGAUUUUUUGUAUGACAGAGAAGAAUACGAAGUUUAAUGCCAGGACAAGUCAUGUGAUUGUAAGCAAUGGCACACAUUGCAUUUUGGUUAAGUUCAAAAAUUUCA
Molecule: messenger RNA, 1679 nt
Organism: Argentina anserina (silverweed cinquefoil)
Lineage: Eukaryota; Viridiplantae; Streptophyta; Magnoliopsida; Rosales; Rosaceae
Exons: 8
Coding region: 277-1101 (274 amino acids)
Biological process (GO): proteasome assembly
Cellular component (GO): nucleus; cytosol
Source: RefSeq, a predicted model, not a curated record